AUGGCUACUAGAACUCAAUUUGAAAACUCCAAUGAAGUUGGUGUCUUCUCCAAAUUAACUAAUUCAUAUGCCCUUGUUGCUGUUGGUGGAUCUGAAAAUUUCUACUCUGCUUUUGAAGCUGAAUUAGGUGAUGUUAUCCCAAUUGUUCACUCCACUAUUGCUGGUACUAGAAUUGUUGGUAGAAUGACCGCUGGUAAUAGACGUGGUUUAUUAGUUCCAACUCAAACUACUGAUCAAGAAUUAAUGCAUUUAAGAAAUUCUUUACCAGAUACUGUUAAAAUUCAAAGAGUUGAAGAAAGAUUAUCAGCUUUAGGUAAUGUUAUUUGUUGUAAUGAUUAUGUUGCAUUAGUUCAUCCAGAUAUUGAAAGAGAAACCGAAGAAUUAAUUGCUGAUGUUUUAGGUGUUGAAGUUUUCCGUCAAACUAUUGCUGGUAAUGUUUUAGUUGGUUCAUAUUGUUCAUUAUCAAAUCAAGGUGGUUUAGUUCACCCUCAAACUUCUAUUCAAGAUCAAGAUGAAUUAUCAUCCCUUUUACAAGUUCCAUUAGUUGCUGGUACCGUUAAUAGAGGUUCAGCUGUUGUUGGUGCUGGUAUGGUCGUAAAUGAUUGGUUAGCUGUCACUGGUUCUGAUACCACUGCUCCAGAAAAUUUGGUUGUUGAAUCCAUCUUUAGAUUACAAAAUGGUAAACCAGAUGAUAUAUCUCAUAAUUUAAGAGAUACAUUAAUUGAAACUUAUUCUUAA
This is a messenger RNA of Yamadazyma jaroonii, 738 nucleotides long. NCBI's taxonomy places the organism in Eukaryota, Fungi, Ascomycota, Pichiomycetes, Serinales, Debaryomycetaceae. The record is from the annotation of a GenBank genome assembly.